Messenger RNA from Spirodela intermedia, 19868 nucleotides. The record is from the annotation of a GenBank genome assembly. NCBI's taxonomy places the organism in Eukaryota, Viridiplantae, Streptophyta, Magnoliopsida, Alismatales, Araceae.
AUGGCCAUCCCCUUCUCCUCUGCGCCUUCCUCCCCGUCAUUCUCUCCUCUGUCGGUUUCCCCCUUCUCCGCUCGCUCCAGCUAUCCGGCGCCGCGCUUGCUCGUGGUUCCUCACCGGGGAGAGGGAGUGAUGUUUCCUGCAUUCGGCUGUAGUCUCUCUUCUAUCCGCCAACACCCAUACAAGGCGCUGACAUGUUAUGCCAGAAAGGAGUCUACGCAGAAGUUCGAGAGGCUCUUCUCCAAUUUGAAUCAGGUCACCUUGAAGAGGGAACCGGGUGAGUCUGGCCUUCAGGGUCGCCUUCCAAUUUCGUUUUGCCCUAUGGUCUCCUUUUUAAGCCCUUGAUAACGUUUUUAUUUGUGAUGGGAUACAUAGCCACAUGAGAUUGAGUUUCUUUUCUUUUUCUGACAGGGAGUGUAACUAGUGCUGUCUUUCUUGUGGCGGGCACCACGGUAUGUGCUACAUUUUUGAGAUUCUUGUUGUUGAUACUAAUUAUAUGUAUCUAUCUCUAAUUUAUAUUUAGGAUACAUUAAUUUAGACAUUUUAUACGUAAAGAAGCAUGUGAAAACUUUCAAGGAACUUUAUGUGACUACAGGUGGCGCUUAAAAUUAUGUUCUUACAGCACCUAUUUCACUUGAUUCCUAUAACAUAUUUGAUCAGAUUUUUGUGCCUGUACCCCUGCUCCAUUCUACGUUGCUUAAAUUUGGACUAACUUUACAAACAUUUACGCAGAAUAAAAUACACAGAAAUUUAUUUGGUAAACUAUUUAGUAGGUCCAUUGAGUUAUUUUUCCUUCUAUUAUUUACUACUGCCGUAAGAGUGUCCCCCCGGCCUGAUCAAGCUGGUCAGGUUUGUGGAGAAUCAGGCUCGAGUAUUAUGGGCUAUAUUUCAUUGUUAACAGCCUGAUUGACAUGUUGGGCUGCUAAUUACACUUGUCUCACUCAACAAUGAAUUAUUUUAUUGGGAGAAAGGAAACAUUAUGAGAGUGAGAGAAACAGAGAUCACAUUAAAGGAAAGCCACCAGUGUAGUACCCUCGACUGUAGCUGCAACAGCACAAAAGGGGCAAGUACUAGUUGUUUAACUCAACCUGCCUGACCCAUAAUUUGCCACCAUAAUUGAAUCAUCAAUACAUUCAUAGCUUAGUACAUUCAAAUUGAUCCACUGGUUUUUUCCUGACUGUUGGAUAUUGUGGCCUGUAGAAAUAUUUCUAUCAUAAAUGGAUACAUAGGGACUCAGGAUUUUUGGAGUAAUUAAAAGUAUUUCUUUGUCAGGAAAGAUAUAAAGGUAUUUGGUUUUAGUUUUUUGGUUAAACACAAAUCCCACUUGAAAUUAAACGGAAAAUGGAAUCCCACAUUAACUGUCCAAAUAAAAAAUACCAAGAAGAGAGAAAACAAAAAGGUGAGAAUCACGAUAAAUAUCCUUAGGAUAUCUACACUUCCCAACGUGCACCAUUCAGCUCAUUGUUAGACCUUCUAAAUGGCAGCCUAUUUGUUUUGUAUCAGUGUUUUCUGCAUAUAUCCUGUUGUCGUCUUGUUAUUUAUCAUCAAUAUCACCCUUUCCCAGUGGUCUUAAAUUCCUCGUCAUUUUAAUCAGCUUUCUCCACGUUUUCCAUACCCAAUGCAGUUUAUCCUGUAAUCAUCUUCUAAAUCAUAUUUUCUGAUGACAUAAGAAUAUUUACUCCACAAAAGGAGGACCAGUCAUGACUCAAGAUAGUCAGCAAUAAGAUUAACCGGCAAAGCUUAAAACUAAUGCUCCCUUAUUAUUAUACCAUAUUUGUAAUGUGGCCAAGGGGAUUGAAGUGAUGAUCUACUGCCUAGGAAAUUAGGCAAGAUGGUGAAGUGAAUGUCUUUUUUCAAUUUACAUAGAUGAUUAUUUUACUCUUUGUAAAAUAAUAUGUACGCAUGCUUAAAUAAUCAUUUAUGCUUAAGUAAUUCAAUUUAUUUUUAAAUUUAUUAAGUCAUUAAAAUUAAAUUUAUCAUCUCAUUAUGUUUAAAUUCGUGAGUGGUGAUUGGAUUGAUGAUAAAGUAGAAUCCUGGGUCGUGAGUGUAUAAUGUGUUUUGAUUGACUUCUGAUGAAUGGUAGAACUGUUUGGAUGGAAUCAAAUUUGCAUGUAUAAAUGUAAAUAAAAUGUUAGAGAAUGUGAGUUCCUGUCUGCACGUGUAAGAGGAUGUCUGCAUGCUGUGGCUUGUCUGGGUGAGUUGGUUUGCCUUCUCAUCAUGAUAUCAAUUUGAUAAUGCCUUGAACACAGUGUACAAUACACUUUUUAUCGAACAUACCUAAAUUAAGCCAAUUAAAAAAAAUGUGGGCCAUGAGGGACAGCUCUUCCCAAUUACCUUCUAGAAAAAGUGCAGCCUUAUUAUUUUAAGCUUGUAAUUGUUAACGGGAGGUGUCUCUUGUUAGUCAGAAAAUAAUUCAAAAUAUAGUCAGCUAUAUGGGAGAUUGGAACAAGGAAUGCAAAAAUACGGUUGAGUUUGUUUCAAGUUAAGAUGGCUCUUCCAUUGUAGGAUAGAUGCAGGGUAAGAUUGCUUAAGUACUAUAUAGCAGCAUACUGUUAAAUAGCUAAACAACAGUGCUUGCAUGAUGCUGGUGUCAAAUCGAUGGAAAAAAAAUAAAAUUCAUGGAGGAAACAGAAGGACAACACAGGUUAGAGCUGUUACUGGGAGAGCUGGCUACUGUCCAUUAAGAAGCUAUGAUUGAAUUGCCUGCCAUCAGACCGGAUAGUUAAUGUAUCUCAGAUGUCAAGUCGUGCUCCCUAGGUGGUGUCAUUCUCUAUGUUAAGUGGAUCCAUUAGACUGUUAACGGAUCCACUUAAAGACUAAUGUAAUGGGCUUGGCCCAUUAACUCAUGUACCUGUAGAUACGUAGGAAACCAAGAUAAUUGAUGUAAGACUUUGAGAUUGGGGGAAUUCUGCUCCAAGAAGUGGUGACUGAUUCAUCGUCCUAGAAGAGGAGGAUUGUGAAGAUCGAAUGCUUUCAUUCUCCAAGUUGCUAGAAUCUCAAUCAAGAUCAAUUCUCAACAUGGUAUCAGAGUUAUGUUGAUUCUGGUAGGAUCAGAUACUUCUUGUUUCUUGUUUCUUGAAUCUUGUUUUUCUUGUUUCUGUGUUGGAGCAACACCAAGGAAGAAAGAAACCUUCCGCAAGUAGUGAACUGAGGCAUUUUGAAAAGUAUGAAGGAAAAAGACUUUCAUAAUGCAUUUAGGAGAAGGCUCUUUGUCAUCCAUGAAACUCGUAUUAUGUCUAGCAACGACUGGAGAAUGGGAGAGACUAUAUCAUACUCUCCCAAAUAUCCCAGAGAAACUUAGAUUCAAUGAGAUAAAUCUUCAUCAAUGGGAGCAGUUUGUUAAUUUGACGUUUUUUGGAAGAGGCUUAAUAGAUCAGCUUAUAGAAGAACCAUUGAAGUAAUUAGAUCCAAAAUAUAGAGGAUGUAAAUCAGAAGAGGCUAUUAUCUAUACAUGACUGUUAAGAGCAAUGACAAUAGAGUUGUAUGAGAAUUUCCUAUUCAUGCACUUGGUGAAGAAAUUGUGGGAUCAAAUUCAAAAAACGUUGUUCAAAGAAACAUAACAAUUGGAGGAUUUAUGACCUAGUGUCUAAGGCAACACAUUUAGUGUAAGGAAGUAAAUCAAAUAUGGAAUAUCGUGUGAAUUAAAGGCUACAUGGAGGGAGAUUGACCAUUUUUGGCCAGUAAAGAAUCCUAGUUCUGAGGAGUGCAUGUAUACAUUGAAACGUAGGAUGUAUACAUUUCUAAUGAGACUGAACUCUGAUUAUGAAAGCCUCAAGGGUCAAAUUCACUGUGAAAAGGUACUUGAUCUGGAUGAAGUUAUCUAGAUUGUUAUGGAAGAGGAGAGUAGAUUGAGUCUAAUCAAUCUUGGGAAGAAUGAGUCAAAAGCCUUUGGCUCCAGCAAGUAAGAGCAGGGAAAUCAAUUAGAGAAAAAGGAGGGAAAUCAAAACCCAAUCACUGCAUCAGAAGGAAGAUACCAGAAGUGAGAUAACAAAGAAAACCUCUAGUGUUCAUAUUGCAAGAAGAAGUGUCAUACAAGAGAAAAUUAUUGGAAGUUACAUGGACGACCACCUCAAUAGGGGAGAGUAUGUGGCUACUUCUCAAUUCGCAGAGACUAUGGUCAAUCUGCGAUAAAAGAACCUCCCAAUCCUAGUAAUCAUCAAAAGGGCGAUGAAUUUGAAAGACUGAGGGAGGAAGUAGAGAAACUCAAGACUAUGCUGAUCUCUACGUCCUUGGUUUAGUCAAGUGAAAAUAAUUUGUUCUCAAAAUCAUAUGCAUUCAACAGUUUUUCUAAAUUGUCCUAGAUACUUACUAUGGCGCCACAGACCAUAUGACCUCAAAUAUGUGCAAAUUUGUUGAUUAUAUGAAAUGAGAUGCGCAGAGGAAAGUUAUUACUACUGGUGGUGAGAUUCUACGAGUUGAAGGGAUUGAGAACUUGAAAAUAAAUCAUUUAGGCACUUUAAAAAAUGUUUUACAUAUGCCUAAACUAAAGGCUCAUUUGAUUUCACCACAGAAACUUGUUAAAGAUAUUAAUAGUCGUUUCAUUCUUGAGGAUGAUGGAUGUUGUGUGACAAGGUUUCAGGACUGAAGAUUGGACAUGUUAAGGAAGGAGGAGGCUUGCUCUACUAGGAAGAGGAUGAUCAUGCAACGAUGUCUAUAUAGCAUUCACCUUGGAGUGGAGUCAGUGAACACAAAAAGAAUAGUAUACUGUUACAACAUUGUCAUGUUGGACAUCCUUUGAUCUCCUAAAAAUAUGGUUUCUUUCUAUGUUUGAAGGUGUUGAUGUAAAAACUCUAGUGUGUGAUGCUUGCCAAUUGGCCAAACACAAAUGCUCUUCAUUUGGAAAUGCUGGUGAACAUAGUACAAUCCUUUCAUGUCAUAUACACAGUGAUAUUUGGCGGCUAGUGCCUAUGACUAGCUUGUUUGGAUGCAGGUCAUUUAUCUUAUUUGUUGGUGACUGUACUAGGUUUACUUGAGUUUGCCUUCUAAAAUCAAAAUCAGACGCCACCCAAGUAGUGAAAUCUUUUUGUGAAGUGAUCAAUUCGGAACUGUCAUCAAGAGGUUUAGAUCAGAUAAUGCUAGAGACUAUUUCAAUUCGGCUGUGUCCUCUUACUUGGAUCAAAAGGGAUGAUUCAUGAGUCAUCUUGUGUCAAUACACCUUAAAAAAAUGGGGUGGCUGAGAGAAAAAUCAGGCACCUACUAGAUACAACUAGAGCUCUUUUGUUUCAACAAAACGUUCUGAGGCAAUAUUGGGGUGAAGCUGUCCUCACUAGCAUCUUAUUAAUAGGAUCCCUGAGAAAACACUAGAAUAUCAAAGUCCUAUAGAACUGUUGAGUAAAUUCUAUUCAUGUGAAACUAAAGACUCAUCUUCAUCCAAGGGUAUUUGGAUGUAUUGUUUAUGUUCAUGCUCAAGGCAUAAUGGGAAUACUUGAUCCAUGAUCUAUAAAGUACAUAUUUUUUGGGUACUCAACUACACAAAAGGGUUAUAAGUGCUAUAAUCCUACUUCAAAAAAAUUCUUCAUCUCAACUAGUGUGACCUUUAACAAGUUGGAACCAUAUUAUGGGGUGAAAAAUCCACAAAAGUUAGAGACCUCGAUUCCUGCCACUGAGUUACAAGACAUAAAUGAAUUCGUGAUUUAGGAGAUACCCAUUCUUAGAAUCAAAGAAAUACAAGUGUAUAGGAGACGACCUAGAGUGGAGCCACAAAAUAUACCAACUAAGAUGAAUGAUUUACCUGCACUCCAGAGGGAACCAGCAGAAGAAACUAGUCCAAGUAAAAGAGACACAUCUCAAAUUUAUAAUACCGAUCAAGAAGAGGAUCAUCAGUCCACUAAAGCCAUUGAUGAAGAGCAACUAUAUUGGCCCAUUGCUCUACACAAAAGAAAGAGAAGUUGUAUAAAUAAACCACUAUCUUAUGGUCAACUACCUAUCGUAUGAUAGGUUAACACCAUCGUACAAGGCUUUUCUCAUGAACCUGAAGACAAUUAUUAUCCCCAAGACAAUAGAAGAAGCCCUGUCACACAAAGAAUGGAGUCAUGCCAUGGAUGUAGAGAUUGAUGCACUAGAGAAGAACUGUACAUGGGACUUAGUCCCUUUGCCUUCAGAGAAAAGGUAGUUGGCUGCAAGUGGGUAUAUAUAUACUCCUAGGUAUAAAGCUGAUGGAAUGUUGGAAGAUACAAGGCAAAGUUGGUGGCUAAAGGUUAUUCACAAUCUUAUGGAAUUGAUUAUUUUGAGACAUUUGCUCAUGUUGCAAAGUUGAAUACCAUCUGGAUACUUAUAGCAUUGGCAGUAAAGCUAGGAUGAGAAAUGCAUCAGUUUGAUGUGAAGAAUGCAUUUCUUCAUGGAAAUUUGGAGGAAGAAGUAUAUAUGAAUGUACCUCCAAGUUACACAUUUACUAAUCAAAAGAAUUUUGUUUGUAGGUUGAAGAAAUCUCUAAAUGGCUUAAAACAAUCACCUCAAGCCUGGUUUGAGAGAUUCACUCAAGUUAUGAAAAUAUUUGGGUACAUAGAAAGCAAUGGGGAUCAAACUUUCUUUAUUAAGCAUGGUGAACCAAACAAGGUUACAACCUUAGUUGUGUAUGUAGAUGAUAUCAUCAUAACAGGAGAUGAUACUGAGGAGUUUAAAUGCCUUGGCCAAAAUCUAUCUAGGAAAUUUGAUAUCAAAUCCCUAGGAAGAUUAAAAGAUUUCUUGGGAAUUGAGGUUGCAUAUUUAAAAGAAGGUAUAUUUCUUUCACAACACAAAUAUAUUCUUGAUUUACUUCAAGAGACUGGAAAAUUAGAGUGUAAACCUGCUGACACUCCAAUUGAUCCCGACCUAAGUUCGGGAGAAAGUAAAGACUCUGAUCAGGUAGACAAAAGCUCAUAUCAACAUUUGCAGUGAAUGUACUCAGUCAGCAUAUGAAUGAUCCAAGGGAGAUACACCUACAGGCAGCAUAUUGGGUGUUGACAUAUUUAAAGACAACAACAUGACAAUGCAUUCUAUUCAGAAAAGGAGGGAAUCAAUCUGUUGAAAUCUACACUGAUGCUGAUUAUACAGGGUCUGUUAUAGAUCACAGAUCAACAUCGGGUUAUUGUACAUUUGUUUGUGGAAAUCUUGUGACCUGGAGAAGCACAAAACAACAAGUAGUUGCACAAUCUAGUGCUGAAGCAAAAUUCAGGGAUUGGCCCAAGGGAUAUGUGAAGGCCUAUAGAUUUGAGGUUUGCUGGACAGAUUGAGAGUUAACCAAUCAAAUCAUAUGAAAUUGUUUUGUGACAACAAGUCAGCAAUAGCUAUUGCUCGAAAUCCUGUACAACAUGACAUGACUAAACAUAUUGAAGUGGAUUAACAUUUUAUCAAAGAAAAAGAAGAAACAGGAGAUGUAGAUCUGAUAUAUGUUGGGACAUCAGAACAGGUUGCUGACAUAGUCAAAAAGGGACUAAGAAGACCAAUAUUUCAAAGGAUGGUGUCCAAGUUGGGCAUGGAAAACAUCCAUACCCAACUUCAGAGGGGGUGUUUUUCCUUUCUAUCUGUUUCUUUUCACUGUAUUUUCGUCCUUCUAUGUCAUUCCUUAUGUUAAGUGGAUCCAUUAGACUGUUAACGGAUCCACUUAAAGACUAAUGUAAUGGGCCUGUCCCAUUAUCUCAUGUAACCUGUAGUUAAGCGGGAAACCAAGAUAAUUGAUGUGAGAUUUUGGGAUUGUGGAAACUCUGCUCCAAGAAGUGGUGACUGAUUCAUCUUCCUGGAAGAGGAGGAUUGUGAAGAUCAACUCCUUUCAGUCUCCAAGUUGCAAGAAUCUUAAUCAAGAUCAAUUCUCAACAGUUUUCAUAGAGCAAAAUCUAAUCAGGAGCCGUCACUUAAUAUCGUGAGAUCCUAUCAUACAUUCUAUGCAAACUGUCAUUGCUCUAUUUGUAACACCGGGCAGCAGCUUAAUUUUCUUCUUUGUGAUGCUGUGUGGAUUAUUUUCAGCCUCCUCUGCUGUAAUCGUUUUUACGUUUCUGUUUACCCUUAUUAUCUUUAAGCCUCUUGAUCCCAUGAGAUGGGCUGGGGAUUAUCAACGAUUCCUGGUUUCUCUUCUCUCUUGUCUUGCUUCUUGGCAUUAACAACAUGAUCAAGAUGUCUCAAGAUUUACAUGAUCUUAUCAAGGAGAAUGGUGUAAAACUAUUUCUGUAGGAUAUGAUUGUCUCCUCUGGGAACAAGUCGUUUUUAGAUAUAUAUUUGUUGUUUAUAGUUGUCUAUCUAAAUUCCUGGGAGGGUUCGGCCAUGUUUAAAUUCUGCAACUUACAAAGAAUCAUUAUUUUUUUUCCUCAGCCAGUUAUUGGCAAGAGACUGAGCCAUCACAAAACAUCAUGUUUCUUCUGAAUGUUCAUUUGCAUGUUAAGAUUUGAUAAAUUGGGUGACAGAGUGAUCUAUUUAGUAGUUGAGUUCUAAAUUGUUAGAUAAACCUAGAAGCGUCAUCAUGCAUAUUCAUAUCAUACUUGUUGUUUUCUUCAUAUAUCGUUAUGUAUUUCAACCUUGAUAGUUUUUCAUGGGUCUACUUGAUUUCUCCAAGUCAUCUAAAUUAUGUAGGUUGGUGCUGGUAUUCUCGCUAUCCCUGCUGUUACACAGGAAGCUGGAUUUCUCGCAUCAGCCAUUACAUGUAUUUUUUGCUGGAUAUACAUGGUAAAACUCUUGUAUCUGUACCCAGCUUUAAUUUCUGCCUUAUAUAAUAAAGCUUGCCAUGAAGGAUUAGACCUUUGUUAGCUUGUUAUGAUUGCAUAACGUUGACCAUGUCUGUCUGAGAAUUUCACUAGUUAAUCUCUGCAAUGAUAAGUGAAGAAGAUACUCUAUGGGUGUACUCAGAACAACUAACGAAUGCAGGUUCUCACAGGAUUGCUGAUUGCAGAAGUCAAUGUAAAUACCAUGUGUGAACUUGGCUCUGGUGGUGUCUCCCUGGUGAGUAACUGUUGUCGAGAUGUACUUAAUAACAUGUAUACCUUACAAGUUUACAUAUAUGUCCUCAUGUACCUUUCAUUUCGUGUUACAUCAGUGUGUCUAGAACCUUCUAGGAAUCUGGUAUAAAUACUAGAUCCCGCUCUCCUUGUAAACAGUUUUUGAUCAAUAAAGUUAGAGUUCUUCUUUCACGAGUGCUGGGAGCCUAUCAGAGCUCCAGACCGUGUGUUAUCUCGACAACGGUAACCUAUCUUUUUCAUAUAUGAAGUACAAACAGCAGGUUUUGAACUUCCCACCAUUAUGAUGCUUGAUAGGAAUAACAACAAAUGGCUAAUAUGAAGCAAAAUUUCCCUUAAGAAAGUUGUAGGACUUAAUUGUUUGCCUGACUGAUGGAAGGUUUCAUAGAGCUUAGUUCUGUAAUAUAGUGUGGAAGAUGCAGAGGGAUAUAUAUCAUGUCCUGAGUGAUUUGUCUCACAUAUCGAUAGGACACCCUCACUUAGGCUUGGAGCUUGGAGGGGGCUGGCAUGUUGAUGGUAUUAGUUUGUCCUUUCCCCUCUUGUCUGGGAUGUGCCCUGUUGCGGCCUCACUGAUUGGUGAAGGAAGGAGAUUCAAAAGGCAUCCUCCAAAGUGGCUUGUAUUUCUUCCAUGUCAUGUACACCCUAAAUCCUUGGAUCAACAAAAGCAGAGACAAUAAUCUGUCGUUUCGAGCUAACUUUGAAUCUUCUUUUUCGUUACUGAGAUAUUAAGCAUUGCCUCAAAUGUACAAAUAUCAACAUAGAUUGUCACUAAAGAAUAUUGUUUCGGCUUGAUCUUUGAUGUUUCAGUGCAUAUAUCAGUUUCCAGGGGGACAGCCUAUGGAAAACUGAUGGUCAAUAAUUGAUAUAUCUUAAUGAGUAACUCAAGAAUGCUCUCUUCAUGCUCCCCAAACCUCAUAUUAGAAUGAUGUCGUUUGAGUGAAAAUCUUCUCAAAUUUUGAAUGGUUGAUGUCCUGCAAUCCAUAUGCUUCCUUGAGGGCGACAUCAUGAGUCACCUGUCAGAAUAUCUGUUGAUCUGAAUUAUGUAUAUUUUUUAACAUUUUGCAUGAUAAAGCAUGAAAACAAUGUUAGAUCAGAAGCACAGUGCUAAUGACAGGAUAAUAAGAGCUGUGAAAGGACAAUGUUUGUAUCAUGGUUGGAAUAAAAAAAAUGUUCACACUCAUAGCAGGCAUCUGUUUGACCCUCUCCUUGCUUCUCUGAAACGCAUUAUGGUUGCAAGAGAAGAUGAGUAUUUCUGUAUGUUCUUAUGAAGAAAAUAUUCAACCCAAGGGAACCAACAAUAAACAGCAUCCUUGUUGUUCUCAAUCAUAGUUUUGAUGCUGGCCUUGACCCCAUUGGUAUCCUUUUACUUGUUUGAUUUAAAAUGAGAAUUUAUGGGAUUUUCCAUAGGUCAGACUAGCAACACUAUAUUAUUAUUCUUUCUAUAAUUGUUAUAAUACUGUCCUAAUUAUGAUUUUAUUAUAAGGCAUAGUUCCAUGCAUGCCUAGUAAACACUAUUUGGCGCCAAGGAAAGGAGGGGCGCUGAAAAACCAUGGUCGUUCUAACAAAUACUUACAUAUCCUUGAUGGAUUCACCAGCUAAUGAAAUUCUUAGCAAACCUUCAUUUGAAUUUCACGAAAUCUUCACAAGCCUUGUCUGGGAAGUGAUGAACGAAAUCUAUUGACAGGCAUUUGCGCAAUUACUAUAUAUUGAUAGGGGAAUUGACCUUUGGCCUUGGGAUUUUCCAGGUAUCCAUGGCUAUGAGAACUUUGGGAAAGGUUGGAGUUCAGGUUGCAUGGUAUGUUGGUAAAAAUAUUUCUUUGCCAAGGUCUUAGUGUGAUGGUCCUUUAUUGGUGCCAUGUUUUCAUAUCCUUCUUGCUCUUAUUUCUUGGUUUGCUUGGUCAUUUACCAUCGGAUUAUGUAGAUUUGAAUGUUGCUGGGCACAAAUGUGGCCGUAUUUGGCAUAAGCACAUUGUUUUUUAACAUAAUCAUUCAGGUUAUGCAAAUUAAAAUAAGUUCAAGGAUCCAUUAAUCUUGAUUGCUUUUGGUCUAAAAUGAAGUCUAUAGUGAUUUCAAUGUUUUCUCCUGUGAAAUUAUAUCAUAUGUUUAGUUUCAUUUUGAUAAACUAUAGCUUUGUUAUAUCAGAAACAUUGAAAAAAGUUGCUAACAAUGUUCAAAAUACAGUUUAAACAUUUAACUGAAUAAAUAUGAAUCUUCUGAACUGUUGCUAGAAGUUAAAGUAGACAGUUGUAUAAAGUUCAGUUAAACGUCCAGUUUUGCUCAUCUGGUCAGUAUUAUUACAUGUUUGAUGAAGAUCUGGAAGUUUUAAGAAAUGAAGAGAAAAUUUAUGAUUAUAUCCAUCUGCGAAGAAUGAAGAUGCUGUCACUUCUAAUUCUCUCCAUAUUUUUGGUGUAGACAUUUCCUUUUUUUUAUUUAUUUAUUUGUGCUUUGGUUUCGAACCUGUGCUACUUAUUUUCUAAGUAAAAAGCUUUUAAUGUAUCCUAUUCUAGUACUGAUUAUGGUUGUUUUAUGAUAUUUUCAUUUAAAAAAUUAAUGUCAAAUUAUUUAAGUUAAAAUUCCUUAAAUUUAAACAGAUAUGGGAAAAGAAUAAUUAUCAAAUCUCUUCGCUUUCACAUAAACGUUACUAUGAGAUUGUUGAAAUGCAUUUCAUAUACGUAGUAAUAUUUAUAUUAAAUCUUUUCGUGCAAUAUCUAAGUUAUGCAAAGCUAGAGAUAGUCUUUGAAGGGUUUUUUUUUUCAUUCUGACGUAUUUAAAAUAAUUUUUCAAUAUUACAAACUUUAUGAGAAAUUUCAAUUAUCCUGCAUUUUAUCCAUUAUAUGCUGGCCUGCCUGGCACCCAUAUGGGAGCCCAUUGUUUGCUUUCUUAGUGGCUGGCCUUAGAGUAAAAGCUAGUGAUUCCGACUCCUAGGUUUGAAAUUGCACUCGUAAAGAUUGCAAAUUUUCUUGAAAAAUCGCAGUUGGUAAGUACAAUUUAUAACAGUGAAAUCACAGUGGGAGAAUGCUGAUCUCCUUAGAGUUCAUAACUUGUCCAUGGGCUGAUGGCCAUUUUGGGUUUAGAAUACUUUUCGUCUCGAUUCGAAAGUAACUUUGUAGCUGAAAGCUAAAAAUAGUUCAAAUACAAAAUGCCAAUGCAUAUUGUAAACUCUUUGGUAUUAAUGAAGAUUCAGAUUUUCCAAUGAUCUAAUGUUAAGUUAUUAUAUUUAAGUAUUGCAAUAUAAGAUAAAGUCGAUUAAAUCCACAUGAAUAUAAAUAUAGGACAGCUAAAAUUUCUAAUUGGAAGCUAAGUUGAGAAAAAUAAUUUGUUAAAGAGGAUUUUAACUUUUGACAUAUGCUUUGGGAUUGAAGAUAAAAUUCAUUGAGCUGUAGGUAAAGUUACUAAUUCUAGCAGAAACUGGACUAUCAGUACGAUUUUCAGUUAGUGUGGUAGUUUUCAAUACCACUGCCUACGACACUAAAAGUGGCAGCCAUCAAUUUUAAUUAUUCCAGCACAUCACUUAUCCCAAGGUAACUGAUGUCUGGCGUGAUUACAUGGAAGUCACGUUGCCUCACUUGUUAUUUUGAGAUUUGUGUUUCAUAUGUAAAUCAGAAAUCAAUUGCAACCUAGCCAACAUAAUUUUGAAUCAAUUAGUUUGACAAUUAAUUGAUGAUUGCACUACGUAUUGAUUUACACUCUCAUUUACUGAUGGGAUAUUUCUUAAUAUAUCUUGGCGAUGAGUCCUAUGAGUAUAAUAAUUUCAUUUUUUAUUUUGUAUUGAUGAGUAUUUAUCCUUACAAACUUUCUGCAUAACCUUCAAUCUAAUGGAAGAGUGACCUGCCAUAAAUAUAGUUCAUUUUUGCUAACAUAAAUGUUUUGUUGCAGUGGGUCUUACAUCUUUAUACACUAUGCUCUUCUAGUUGCCUAUGUGGCGCGCACUUCAGAUAUUUUGACGAACAUCCUUGGUAUCCCAUUGUAUGAACUAUGACCUCCUCUCCAUCUAGUGUAUAAAUAAAUGAAUCAGUGCAGUUUUUCCCUCAUUUAAUUAUUUGCUGGUUUUAGUUCUGAAGAAUGUGUUUGAUGACAUUAAAUUUGAGGAUAAAAUUUAUGAUUAUGAUGUUCUUGUUAUGCUUUUUUUUUAACGUAGUCAUGAAAAGUGUCAUUCAUAACACAUUAACCAUGCUUGUGGAAUUGAAUGUUAUUUUCACAUUCUUAAGAUUUGUAGGAAAGUUGCACUAUUCUUGUUGGUAAUAAUUUAUUUUCAAGGUGGUAUAUUGGUAAGAACCUGAUCCAGAAAAGAAUAUAAUUUCUUUUGAGAGGAAUGGGAACAGGGGUUGGGGGUAGAGAUGUGGAAACCAAACCGGUUCUGCCACGACAGACAGAAGAUCUCUGGAGACUUUGGGACCAAAUGUUUCUUUAUGCCUCCUUUACAAUUGAGCUCCCUUAUGUAUAACUCUCAGCCUUCCUCUUUGCACGUGGACACCUGCUAACAUCCAUAUGCAUCGGUUGGAUCGGAAGAAGUUGGAAGCUUCUUCUGUCUUGAGUAUGUCUUGAUGGGACGCUUAUCAAUACUCUCCAUGGCUUUCACCUUGUCCUCAAGGUAAAAUGUCGGGAACUCUACAAUUGAAUAGAUACAAGUUCCCAUGAGGCUUCAAAGUUUGGUAAAUUUCACCACUGAUGAGAACUUGCAAGCUUUCUGGAGUAUCUCUCACUACUAGUACAUCUACUAGGUCGAGCAUCCACUCAAUCUCGUUAGUCAAGGUAGGAGGUAGAGGUUGACUAUGAUGAGGAAGUCCCAAUACCUUGCGAAGGUUAGACACAUGAAAUAGAGGGUGGAGGGACAAGUAGGGUGGAAGAUCAAGCUUAUAGGCCAUUGGUCCAAUUCUUUCUAGGACAUGAUAAGGCCCAAAAUAUCUUGGGCUAAGCUUUUCGUUUGCUUUCUUAGCAAGCGAUUGCAUCCUGUAAGGCCUGAGUUUCAGAUAGACAUAGUCAUUAACAUCAAAUUGAAUGUCCAUUUGAUGUUUAACUGCUUAGAUCUUCAUUUGGACUUAAGCCUGCUUGAGAUGUCUAAAGUAGGUCGAGAGUUUGAUUUCUUUCGAUGAAAAGUUGAUCCACCGCAUCAAUGGGAGAAGCCGGUGAUCCAUAACAGAUAAGUGUGGGUGGAUCUCAGCCAUAUACUACCUUGAAUGGUGCCAUCUUUAUAGAUGUGUGGUAGGAAAUAUUAUAGCUGUGCUCAACCCAGUGUAACCAUGCUGAGCUGUUUAGGCUUGUCAAUUGCAAAACACUUUUUAGUAAUUCUCCAAGCACCUAUUAACAACUUUAGUCUGACCAUCAAUUUGAGGAUGGUACAAUGAACUUAUCCUCAAUUUAAUCUCCUGGAGAGUAUAUAAUUCUCACCAAAAUAUGCUCAUAAAAUCAAUGCCAUGGUAAGAGAUUAUAGUCUUUGGAAAACUGUGUAAUUUUUUAUUCUCCCUAGCAAAAAACUUAUAGCAUCUUUGGCCAAGAAAGGGUGCUUUAGGGCAAGAAAAUUACCAUAUUUACUAAGUCGAUCAGUAAACAUGAGAAUAGAGUCGUUCCUUACUAAUUUUGGCAAUCCUUCGAUGAAGUCCAUUGAGAGGUCCUCUCAUAUUUGAUUUGGAAUGAGCAGUGGCUGUAAGAAUCUUGUUGGUGCUAGUGAGGAUGAUUUGUUCUAUUGGUAGAUGGAGCAGCUGUUCACAUGCUGCUUGAUUUGCUUCAUUGCUGGGCAGUAAAGGGGCUGAGCAAUUCAUUUGUAAGUCUUUAGGUGACUGGAGUGUCUGCGUACUAUAUUGUCAUAGUAUUCCUUCAAAAAGAUCUGAAUGAGUGAUGAGGAAGGGGGCAAUACUAGUAUCUCUUUGUAAAGAAGCAAUCCUUGGCGUAUUGAAUAAUUUGGAAAUAAUCUCAAGUUGUUGAGUAAGGCCUAUUUGAUGGUAUGGAAUCUGGUAUCCCUCUCCACUUCCUGAUUGAUGGUGGCACUGUCAAGGAAAUGAGAAGUAAAUACCGAAUUUAGCCUUGAGUGUGGAAGGAGGAGAUAUUGACAGAGCAUCAGCGACCUAGUUUCUUUUUCCUUGUAUUUAAUUUCGAAGUUGAAGCCCAUUAACUUUGUCAGUCAUUUGUGAUAUUCAUGAUGAACUUCCCUCUGAUCAAAUUAGAAUUUCAGGCUAUAUGAUAAAGUGCUGAAACAUCAAGUGAUUUUUCAAUAUGUGCACUGCCAUUACAAUGGCAAUUAGUUGUCUCUCAAAUGCCAAUUUUGAUCUCGAUUUCAUUGGUAAUGCCUGAUAGAAGUAAUGGGUCUGUCAUGCUGCAUGAGCACUGCCCUAACUCUUAAACUAGAGGCAUUUGUCUCAACUUUGAAGGAUUAAGAGAAAUCAGGUAAAGCCAACACAAUCACUGAAGACAGCCAUUUUGAGCUGCUCAAAUGCUUGCUAUGCUUGGUUAAACAAUGAAAAUCAUCCUUUUUUAGGAGUUGAUUAAAGGGCAAGGUGAUGGAUGCAUACCUAGCUACAAACACACGGUAGUAUCCAGUCAGCCCAUGGAACCCUCUUAAUUCACAGGGGUUCUAGGCACAUGCCAAUUGAAGAUGGCUGAGAUCUUCCCUCUAUCUGUAGAUACACCUUCUGAAGACAUCUAGUGCCCAUGUACUCUAGCUGUUUUUGGCCAAAUUGACAUUUUUUGGUAUUAAUAUGCAGAGAAUUUUGAGACAACAUAUGGACAACCUAUUGUAUGUGCUGCUCGUGAUCAUCCUUAGUUUUGCUGUAGACAAGAAUGUCGUCAAAAAACACUUGGACAAAUUGACGCAAGUAAGGGUGGAAAAUAUGAUUCAUUUGAAAUGUAGUUGGUGUGUUGGAUAAUCCGAAAGGCAUCACCUUAGAUUCAUAAUGACCAUGAUGAGUUUUAAAAGCCAUCUUCAAUAUGUCAUUUUCCUUCAUACGUAUCUAAUAGUAUCCUGAGUUUAAUUCAAGUUUAGAGAAUGUAGACAUACUGUAUAACUCGUCCAAUAAUUCGUCAACCAUCGGGAUUGGAAAUCGGUUGGGCACUAUCACUUUGUUUAAGGCUCAGUAGUCAAUACAGAAAAGCCAGCUUCCAUCUUUUUUUUGACUAAUAAAGCUUGGCUUGCGUAGGGGCUACUAGUAUGACAAAUUACCCCUGUUGAUAAAAAUUCUUGAACAAGUCUUUUGAUCUCAUUUUUUUAGAAGAAAGAGUACCUAUAUGGCCUGAGGUUGAUUGGUUGAGUGCCUAAAAUGAGGUUGAUCAAGUGAUUGAUCAUGUAUUGAGGGGUUAAUUUGUAAUUCGGUGUGAACACCUCGGGAAACUCAUGCCUUGAGAACCCGUAUCUACUCUAUUACAGCAAUUUCUGAUGUUUCGCCUGAUGACAAGGUGAAAGCCAUGGGAGUAUUGAUAAGCUUCCCAUCAAGACAUUCUCAAGAAGGAAGAAGCUUCCAGCUUCUAUGGGUCCAACCGCCGCACAUGGAAGUUAAUAAGCAUCCACACGUGAAGGAGAGGGCUGAGGUUUAUAAAUAAGGAGACUCAGUUGUAUAGGGGGGCGUAGAAAAGAUAAUUGGUCCUAGAAGUUCCUGGAGGUUCUCUACCUGUUUGUUGUAGAACCAAUUCGGUCUCCACAACUCAACCCUUCUUUCCCUAAACCCUGUUUCCUGUUUCCCGUUUCCCUUGAAAGAAUCCUAUUCUUUUCUGGAUCAAGAUUCUUACCAUUAUAUUUAUACUUGACUGUCUAAUGCUGCAGUUUUACAUGCGUGACUGACUCUAUUAAAAACGAGGCAGUAUACAAGCCCAUAAAACCUCAUGCUUAAAAAUAUCACAUGAGAGCUGAAAAAUGAGUUUACUGAGGGCAUUUAUUGAAUUUUUGUGGGAAAAUGUUGUUAAUAUCUGUGAACUUUGGAGUUUAAAUUUUAAAUAGUGUCACAUUGACGUUUAUUUCCUGCAAGAUUAAUCAAAAAUCUGCACUCAGUUAUUUUUUGUCUAUCGAGAAUAAAUUGGUAGCAUCCUGGCAAAUAUUCCUGAAAUUUCCCUGUAGAGAUCCGUCUUAAUCACAAUGUUUAUUUUUGACUGUUGAUAUGAUUUGCUUACAGAUGGGAAGGCGCCACCUUAUUUUCCUUGGUGUUUGGAAGCAUAUGCUACUUUGGAAGGUACUUUCUAUUUUCUUCAGUGGACAAAGUGCUUUAACCAAAAUGAAAGUACGGUUCAAUAUUGAAAUAUUGAACGCCAUUAUUUAAUGAAUUGAAGAUGAAUCUGGUAAAAACUCAGAUUCAUGAUUUGAGUUUGAAAGAGGCGAUUCUAUCCCAGAUGCAGAAAACACAUCUAUUCAAACGAAUAAGUUGAUUUUCUCCGGCUCGAGAGGUUGAAUGCAGAAAAAAAAAAAUCUGUGUUGUGUAAGGUUCACAUUUUAUGAAGCACAGAAAAGGGAAAGAGGUCUAUUUUACUUAUAUGUUACAUCAUUACAUUGAUUUUCUAGUACUAGUAUCAUUUGGGCUCCUGAGAUUAAGAAAUACUAAUGAUGUGGGAUUAAUUUUGCAUUUUCUCGGUUUGUUGCAUCCAGGUGAAGUUUUUAAAUUCUUAAUUAGAAAAGGAAGAACACUCAUUACGAGAUUUUGUCUUUGUAUAGCCAGAGAUUUAUUGGCGCGGCAAAUGGGCUUCUGAUAUUUGGUAUCAUAGCUUCUUUCACUGUUCUUGUGGUAAGAUUUCAUAACAUAUCUGUCGUACUGUCUUUCUUGCCGUGAUUGAGUUCUUGAGAUAUUAAUAAACUUAGAAGAAGAGAACUACCUUGCCUUUCACGCCAUAGUGCAGUUCAUUUUCAGUUUUUUACGUCACUUAUUGCGAACAGAAUAUCACUGGAUAGGAUAGUUUCAUUUUCCAUUCAAUUGGUCACUUGUAAUCUGGUGAGUACAUGUUUUCUAGGAAUAUGGUUACCCAGCUGAGUUUUGGGCCAGUGCUUGCAGCGUCUGUGAAGCCAUGAUCGUUGCACGAAAUUUGGGGCAUUGCAAUCAGGAAUUUUCCAAAGUUGAGAGUAACUCAAUUUCGUAGAUAUUCUUAAAAUGUGUUCUGAUAAUUUUCUAAAAACCUCAUUUUUGUCACUAUUAGGUAGAAUAAAGAAAUGAUGUCCAAUAAUUCAUUGGUUUUCUUCCAGCUUAUCCGUUCCGUGUCCUACAUUCCUAAUAUUACCUAUCGUUGAUUGUUUUUUGAUCUUUUUGAAUGGAUUUUCAGUUUUUUUAAUGUGCGUGAUAUUCUUCCCCUUAAAUAUAAAAACAGCUUAUCCGUUCCAUUUUGGUUCAUUCGUAAUAUUAACUAUCUUCAAGUGCUCCGAUCCUUAUGACUUGCUUUAUUAAAUUGAUUUACUCGUGUUCGGUGGAUUUAUUAUUUUGAACUGUUUGAUUGGAAUAUCGCCUACCUGCUGGGUUAAUGAUAGAGAAUUGAAUGGAAUCCUUUUAAGGGCGCAGCUGGUGGGGAUUUGAAAUUGGAUUCCCUUCUCCAAACAAACUUUGCAGCAGUUCCACAUAGUAUACCCAUAAUUUCCCUAUCAUUUGUUUACCAGGUAUUCCCUAUCUGUGAUCUUAUUAUUUUAUUAUCUUUGGGCAACAAUGGUCGCUCACUUUAUUUUCAGAAUGUAGUGCCAGUUCUCUGCACAAAUCUUGAGGGGAACCUGUCGAAAGUAAGGUAUGCACAUGCUAUACUUUGAUCCUAAGACCUGUGAUCCCUGUUCGAUGAUUGAUCUUCUGGUUUAAGAAAAUCGGAAAUAGUGCUUCUUGUCCAGAAUUCUUCUGAUUACUACUUCCAUGCAUAAUUUCUAUUUGAUAGUGUCACCAGGGGUGUCUCUGGUAUGGUUGGUUGCUAUCAUUCAUGAACAUAGGGUCUCAUUAAAUUGCUCAUCCGACCAGUAUACUGUUUCACACAAAGAAUAAUGUAGAUAAGAGUUUGUGUUCAUUGGAUAAUGAGAGUUCAUCUUCUCCUCGGCAUGUGAUCUUGUGAUCGAUGUGGUUCCCUAUCAUUGUUUCAUUCUCUUUUAUUUUACUUGUCUGACGCAGUUCUUUUUACGUGGAGCUUUCAGGACUUCCAUCAUUUUUGGAACUGCGAUUCCGCUUGUGUUGUUCCUUAUUUGGGAUGCCGUGAUACUCGGAAGCAUUCCCAAUAUUGGAGCCAAUGGUGAUAAAAUCGCAGAUCCCUUAGAGUAUCUGCGGUCCAACAGCGGAAUGGUUGGAGUAAGUAUGAUUUUCCAUAUAACGUAAAGCAGCAUCUGGUUUCUCUCCUCUUUGGAAUGGGAUGAAUGCGAAUGGCAGCUGUCUGUUCCUUCAGAAUCCUCGUCAUUAUGUUAACUAUGUUACUAUUAAUGACAGCCUAUUAUUGAAGUUUUCUCACUUCUGGCCAUUGCCACCUCAUACAUUGGGUUUAUUCUGGGCCUCGCAGACUUCCUUUCUGACUGUAAGUGGAAGAUGCAACCAUCCGUUGAUGCCCUAGAUUUGUAGUAAACAAUCCUCUGUUUUGACUCACUGCCUGUGUGGGUGGACGGACCCUGUUUUUGAUCAGUGCUGAAGCUUCCCAGUGGGCAGAGCAAGCCUCUGCCAUACCUGCUCACGCUGGUUCCUCCCCUGAUCUUAUCACUACUGGAUCCUGAGAUAUUUUUCAAGGCUCUGGAUUUUGCAGGGACUUAUGGAGGUAAAGUGAAGCAAAGUGAUUCUUCUUCUUAAUCUGAUUGUGUCAUGUUUUGGUAAUCAUCCCCAGAUUUGAUGCGAUUUUCUUCUAUUUGCUCCAGUUCUUGUGCUUUUUGGAGUUGUUCCAGCUGCCAUGUCGUGGUCCGAGAGGUACUCAGAUCCAGCUAAAUCCCCUGCACUCCCUCCCAUCGUGCCUGGCGGAAGAUACACCCUCUUCUUUGUGAUGGCUGGUGCCGGAUGCGUUAUCCUCUCCCAGAUUCUCGACAAUUUUACCCACUGA